Chilo suppressalis (striped riceborer) is the source of this 1426-nucleotide messenger RNA. NCBI's taxonomy places the organism in Eukaryota, Metazoa, Arthropoda, Insecta, Lepidoptera, Crambidae. The record is from the annotation of a GenBank genome assembly.
CCGUCAAUUAAGAUAUCUUUUAUUGAAUAAUUAAGAUUAAUAAAUUCUACAGAUAGUCUGAUAAACAUUUGGUAUAUACAGUGAUGGUCAUAUAAUUAAGAACGUUUAAUAAUACAAAGCUAAUACAUACUAUGUUUUGACCAUAAUUUCAGUGCAUGGUUCGUUUCUAAACAUAGUCUGUUAGUGUUGUUGAAUAUUCUUAAGAGCGAUCUGCAUUUUUCAUUUUAAGCUUUUUUAACAAGCACAUGUGAAAGUCGAAAGCCAUGCCAUCGGUUCGCAGUCUACGGCUUGAGAGCCUGCUUGUACUGAGAAGAACCGGAUUAUUCGAGUCGAACUUGGUCUCAAUCAUUGAUCUGGGGCUAAAAUGAGAACAGUAAGAUCCCUCGGUGCUAACUUGAGGUUUUCGAAAUACAUGACCCACGCCGCACUAAUGGUUGAAGCGAAGCGUCUCAUUCAUACUGACAGGGACAUUGCUAGAGCUGUAGGCCUCAAGCCGAUGACAUCAGAAAACAGGACAAUAGUAGCUUUAGAGUUACAUAGUGACGAGCAGAGCAGAAAACCUGGAAUCCUAGUAAUCGGAGGACUUAAUGGAAUGGCUUGGGGAUCGCCCAAUGCGAUACUGGAACUAGCAGACAAAUUGCUGUAUGAUACAAACUAUCAAACGCCAUUUUUCAACGAUUAUGAUUGGUUCCUGAUACCGAUGGGUAAUCCGGACGGAAUCAAUUUCACCCAAAGCUUGCGAAAACUUACGCCAGUGGACCCCUUGAUGUGGUCUCAAAAUUUGACUGCUAGAAACGGCACUCGCCCUACCCAUUGGUACAAAAACGUUGACAGAGAAGCAAAAGAAGGACCUUGCUUCGGUACUAACGUGAAUAGAAAUUUCGCUUAUCAUUGGCAAGAUGAUGUGCAUAAAACGCCAGAACGUUGCUCGCAAUUAUAUCCAGGCGCUAAGCCGUUUUCCACUACCGAGGCGCAGGCGAUACGGAAGUAUGUCGACCGAUUGGCAAAUAUUGUUCACCUGGCAAUACACUUACAUGCCAGUUUUGUCCCCAAAAAGGAAUACAUAUUAUACCCGUGGAGAUUUUCUACACGCGCACCCAGUAAUUACCGCACACUACAGGACAUCGGAGAGUACGCAGCCAGGCAAGCACGACUAUCCGAUGGGCGUCUUUACGAGGUACAUCAAAGCAGCGAUGACCAGCGUGUAGCGGGUUCGCUGAGCGAUUACCUGUCAGGUGUAGUCGGUAUUGACUUAGUCUACCUCAUAAAACCAUACCACCCACUGUACCCCAACUAUUCCGAUACUACAAUACUUGAAACGUAUGUGAAAAAAUCACUGACGUCUAUGUUAAGCAUUGUACGUGGAUGGCGAAGCAGCACCAAACUCAAUACAUUAUCCUUUUUCGGUAGGGAUGUUGAAUUUUAA